Molecule: messenger RNA, 480 nt
Organism: Daphnia pulex (common water flea)
Lineage: Eukaryota; Metazoa; Arthropoda; Branchiopoda; Diplostraca; Daphniidae
Exons: 3
Coding region: 1-480 (159 amino acids)
Source: RefSeq, a predicted model, not a curated record
AUGUUUAAAUUUAUUUCUUGUUUAGAUAACUGGCGUCUUGCUCCUGUUGGAUUUUGUAUCGUUGAUGGCUGGAUCGACCACUGGUGUACCGAUGUCUCCGUGGUAUUCCGCAAACUAAACCGCAACGCCGCCGCCUUCCUAACUUACGCAACGACCAGUUCCUGCACCGAAGUCUUCAAGUACUACACCACUGAAGCACCGGAGUUUUAUACCACAACUUACGCUGCCCCGGGUCAUUACACUGACGCCCUGAAGUAUUACUCUGCCCCGAGUUACUACACCACCAAGGCGACGGAUUACUACAUGACAAUGCAUGCUGUCCCAUCCGACUACACCGAGGCUCCGAAUUGCUACACCGAGGCUCCCGCUGAUUACUCCACCAAAACGGCCGAAUACUACACCGAAGCGGGAAAGUCCUUCUCUGUCAGAUCUACACAACCACAACUGAGGCGACCAAUCCAAGUCCAACAAUAUGCCUAA